CAAUUUUAAAUAAAUAAAUAAUGUUUGGUUCCGAUGCAGCUGCUGUGUAGAAAAAUUCGCGCCAAAGUAAUUGACCGCAACUUUUUGGAUACGGUACCGACAGAUAUUCUUCACUUGCAUUCCCAACGCAUUGAGGUGUACAAAGGCAAUUACGAACAGUUUGACAAAACAAGAACGGAGAAACAUAAGGCUCAGCGAAGGGAAUACGAAGCUCAAAUGGCUCACAGACAACACGUACAGGAAUUUAUCGAUCGCUUCCGAUACAACGCGAACGGAGCUGCUUCCGUACAAUCGAAGAUAAAAAUGCUGGAAAAGCUACCUGAACUGAAACCAGUCGAAAAGGAAGUUGAAGUCGUGUUGAAAUUCCCUGAAGUUGAACCUCUCGACUCAAUCCGCCUGUUCUUACACUGAACGAAGUGAGCUUUAUGUACAACAAAGAUGAAGUCAUCUUCAACACGAUCAAUUUGAAUGCCAAUUUGGAAUCGAGAAUAUGCAUA
This is a messenger RNA of Bradysia coprophila, 497 nucleotides long. Its product is annotated as ATP-binding cassette sub-family F member 3-like. Gene Ontology annotation, molecular function: ATP binding. The record is from RefSeq and is a predicted model, not a curated record. Lineage: Eukaryota; Metazoa; Arthropoda; Insecta; Diptera; Sciaridae.